Messenger RNA from Asparagus officinalis (garden asparagus), 866 nucleotides. RefSeq names its product delta-1-pyrroline-5-carboxylate synthase-like. Bases 1 to 789 code for a protein of 262 amino acids. Lineage: Eukaryota; Viridiplantae; Streptophyta; Magnoliopsida; Asparagales; Asparagaceae. The transcript is spliced from 7 exons. The record is from RefSeq and is a predicted model, not a curated record. Gene Ontology annotation, molecular function: glutamate-5-semialdehyde dehydrogenase (NADP+) activity.
AUGGCGGUGACUGAAGCAGUGAAGGAGGCUUUGUGGCUACAUGGCUUGUUGGAUGAUUUGGAGAUUGCACAGGAGACGAUUCAGAACCCUGUCCACCCUCGCGUCGCUCGACCUCAGCUUCAACCGGCUCUCCGGCUCCGUCCCGGCCGCUCUGCCCACGAACCUGAUAGUCCUCGCCCUGCGGUCGAACUCCCUCUCGGGCGAGUUGAGUCCGCCCGCCUUCGGGUCCCUGAAGCUCCUCGAAGUAGCGGAGCUGGCGGCGAACAGGUGAUUGUUGGAUCCAUUCCUGAUAAUGUUGGUAAAAAGCUUAUCGGGCUUGUAACAUCAAGAGAUGACAUUCCUAAUCUGUUAAGGCUUGAUGAUGUGAUCGGUCUUGUGAUCCCGAGAGGCAGCAACAAACUGGUAUCUCAAAUAAAGGAGUCUACCAAGAUUCCUGUUCUAGGUCAUGCUGAUGGAAUUUGUCAUGUUUAUGUUGACAAAUCAGCUAAUAUGGAUAUGGCAAAGCGCAUUGUUUUAGAUGCCAAGAUAGAUUAUCCUGCAGCCUGUAAUGCUAUGGAGACACUUUUAGUCCACAAGGAUCUCAUGAAGACUAAAGGACUUGAUGAUAUAAUUAUGGAGCUUAGAGGUGGAGGUUUUGAUUCUUAUCAUUUGGAGCUUCUGAUGCUGUGGAGGUUUUCUGUGUUCCAAAAGUGUAGGCAGUUUGGCUAUUUCAUCCACCACCAUAGGAGAAUAAAUUGGAUUCUUAAUGUAUAUUUGAUUCUUCUCAUUGUCAUGCGACUGAUUUUGUAAUGCUAAUACAGCCAUAAUGACGCUACUUGCUGUAUUUUCUGUGAACGUGUAUCAUUCGGAUUGCGCGUUCGUUUGCA